This is a messenger RNA of Lichtheimia ornata, 348 nucleotides long. RefSeq lists its product as uncharacterized. The record is from RefSeq and is a predicted model, not a curated record. The coding region runs from base 1 to 348 and encodes 115 amino acids. The transcript has 4 exons. Lineage: Eukaryota; Fungi; Mucoromycota; Mucoromycetes; Mucorales; Lichtheimiaceae.
AUGCACGACUUACAGCCACUUGCCAACAUGAACUCUGUGAAUACUGCGAACACGAAAAAGAAACCAAGUUUCAAGGACUUUGUUGGCGACAAUCAAGACAAGUUGGUCGAUUGGUCCGUCGACAUUGCCACCAACACUGCUACUGCCCUUCAUGGGAUAUGGUUUGAGCGCUAUAAACAAGCUUUACAGUAUACCAAGCCCAAGCAUGCCAAGCCAAGAAGGCCCAACUACAAUAACAUAGUCUGGAACACCAUCAUGAGCAAAGUGACCACACGACGUCGAUUACGUUGGGACUAUGUUGAAGGAGGUCUUUCUUAUGUGAUGUCAGCAGUAUGGCUAUACAAGUAG